ACAUGACUUUCCGAAUACAGCCGGAGAAUCUGUAGUGGGAGCGGAGACUCGGAACGGAUGCGGAAGCAACGGACGAUACGGAGAGAAAUUUGUUUACAAAACGGAGUUGACUUAUGGUUAAAAGUUAAAAAGUGAGAGUGAGCAAAGACGUGACUGAUGAAUCCGACAGGAAACUGUGGGUGACAUCUGUUAAUCGGAGGCGAGGGAUCACUCUGGAAGACCAAACACUCUGACCCACACUCCAGCAUAGUAGGAGGCGGUAAUGCGCCUUUAACGUUAGGUGCCACCCGCCAUUGAAGAAGAAGAAGAAGAAGAAGAAGAAGAAGAAGAAGAAGAAGAAGAAGAAGAAGAAGAAGACUCUGAAUCUGAAUCUGUAGUGCGGCUGCGCAUUUUACGUGCCGUAAAGCGUUUACUGUCGCGCAUGCGUGGCUCACACGUACACCGCUCGUGAUAGUGGGUUGAGAUCAUUUUUCGCACAGAUCGUCCAGAAAAAUCGAAGGUGCAAUGACCCGCCAUGGAAAGAAUUGCACGGCAGGAGCUGUUUACACGUACCACGAGAAAAAGAAGGACACAGCUGCAUCUGGUUAUGGCACUCAGAGCAUUCGAUUGGGCAAAGAUGCUAUCAAAGACUUUGACUGCUGCUGCCUGUCCCUUCAGCCCUGUCAGGAUCCUGUGGUGACUCCAGAUGGAUUCUUGUAUGACAAACAGGCCAUUCUUGAAUACAUUCUACACCAGAAGACAGAAACUGCCAAAAAAAUGAAGCUGUAUGACAAGCAGAAAAGGGCACAGAAGAGCAGCAGCCAGCUUGAGUCCAAGUCGGAGGAAAGGGAGAGAGUGGAGAAGUUUAAAACCAGGGAGAACAGCAUCGUUUCCAAACCCAUCAACCCAUUUAUAUCUGGGCAGAACACAGGAAUUGAAAAGGGCAGGACAGAAGGCAGCUCAGUAGAAUCCUCCACUGUCUCCUCAGCUUCAACUUCCAGCCAGAGCCUUCCCAGUUUCUGGAUCCCCUCUCUGACUCCAGAGGCCAAGCCCACUCUGCUCAAGAAACCAAGUAAGGCUGUCUUAUGCCCCAUGUCAGGACGACCCAUUAAGAUGAAUGAACUUGUCACAGUGCGCUUCACCCCAGUGGACCCAAGCCUGGGCCGAGUGGCCUUGCUCAUCCACCAGGACAGGUAUGUAUGUGCAGUAACCAGAGACGUCCUCGCCAACAGUGUUCCCUGCGCUGUUCUGCGACCCUCGGGUGCAGUGGUGACUCAGGAGUGUGUGGAGAAGUUGAUCAAGAUGGACAUGAUUGAUCCUGUGACGGGAGACAAACUGUCUGACAGAGAUAUCAUACCACUUCAGAGGGGUGGAACUGGCUUUGCUGCCUCAGGGGUUGACCUCAGUGCCAAAGAGGCUCGUCCAGUGAUGCAAGUGUGAGACAAUGGAGGAUCUGGGGAACGCGUGAACAUGUGUCCAAGGCACACACUCCGAUGGCCUAUGUCAUUUGCUGGCAUAUUUUUUCUCUUCCUGAAGCAUUUUUUUUUUUUCAUUUAAUAUAACAGUUAAAUAAAUGGUUCGAUACCUUUUA
Molecule: messenger RNA, 1570 nt
Organism: Hippoglossus stenolepis (Pacific halibut)
Lineage: Eukaryota; Metazoa; Chordata; Actinopteri; Pleuronectiformes; Pleuronectidae
Product: nitric oxide synthase interacting protein
Exons: 11
Coding region: 505-1419 (304 amino acids)
Cellular component (GO): nucleus
Molecular function (GO): ubiquitin protein ligase activity
Source: RefSeq, a predicted model, not a curated record